CCGAUGCGGGGUCGAAGAUGAUGCUGGUUUUCGUGUCCAAAGCAAACGGCUGGUCAUUAUUUGUUGCCUCGUUUUGAUUGGAACUGCACGUCCGCCUCAGGUUGACGUGGGGUACCAGGCAGGCAAUCAGCAGAUAAAUUGGAUCUCUCAUGAACUCGCCCCAUGGAACCCAAGAUAAAAACAAACGCUUGACCACUUAAUCUUUCACGCGUUGAUGAAAAGAUUCACCAGGUCUCUGUACUCUGGCGCACAGAAACCCGAACAAGGCCUUCACAUCAUCCACCCGUCCAUCUCAUUUACAGCAUAGUAUCCAUCGCAGAUACGUCACCAUGGCAGACGAUCCGAACUUGGAAAGAUACCUUGCCAUGCUCAAGGAGCAAAAGGUCAAGCUUGUUGAAGCCCUUGCGCACAAGGGCAAGAAGCCGCCAGACUCGUUGAGGCGCUCUCGAAAAACACUGAAGCAAGAGUUUACAAUGGCUGCAUUGAGCAAGUCCAUGCGUAACUUUAUGGGGCAGAGAGACCAUAUCCGGGCUUGCUUCAUCGGCGCGGCGUAUCCUCCCUGCACGUUGCCUCUUUCAACUCUCGUGCCCAUAAUGAUCCGAGACCUCAGGCUCGAGACGCAGCACCGUGGCCGCGUGCUCAUCGUAAGGGCUUUUUGUCACCCCACCAAGCUGACAUCCAUUCAGAAUGCCAUCGAGGAUGAGCUUGGCGAUGUCGACCGACUAGCCAUCUACAACCUCCCCCAAACCGUUGAGCCCGAUGCGGUCCUCCCUCAAGGUGCCGUCGUCGCCAUCAAGGAGCCCUACUACAAGCGGACUGCCGACGGUGGCCUCUUCGUCCGGGUAGACCACCCCAGUGAUUUCGUCCGGCUCAGACCGGGCAGCAGCAUUAUCCCUGACAGUCUGGCUACACACAAGACCAAGGCAGACCCAUCCGUGCUUGAAUUGAAGGAGGACGGCAACACCGCAUUCAAGAAUGGCAAGUUCGAAGCAGCGAUUGACCUUUACUCGCACGCGCUGGAGAUGGCCAGCGACGGUGACGAAGACGUCAAGCGGGAUCUUUGGCGGAACCGGUCCGCGGCCUACCUGCGCCUCGGUCGUUGGGAACUGGCGAUUUCCGAUGCCUUGGCCUCCAUGGUUCAGGUCAGUGACGCAGACGAGGAGGCCAAGGACCUCAACAUCAAGGCUCUGUUUCGAGCAGGUAGAGCUGCCUAUGACAUGCGAGACUUUGAGCAAGCGAAGAGGCAUUUCGAAGCUGCGCUUGCGCUUGACAAGAAUCACGAGGAGACAAAACUAGAGCUUUCUCGCACCAACAAGCGCCUCUUGGAGCAGGAAUCUGGGCUGUACGACUUCUCCAGAAUGCUCAGGUCGGUAACUUUGGAACACGGCCUACUGGACCAUGCAUCCUUCUUGAACCGCACCAGAAUCGCCAAGACGGACAACCGCGGACGUGGUCUUUUCGCCACGGUCCCGCUGUGCGAGGGUGAUGUGAUAUUUGUCGAGAAGGCCUUUUUCACAGUCCACCGCGACGCGGGAGACUUGGCGGUCCUCAUCAACAUCAACACGGAGGUCGUCUCGGUGGGAACGCACAACCUGCGCCUCUUUGGCAUGAUCGACAAGAUGACCUGGAACCCGUCUCUUGCCAAACGGUAUUAUGACCUCUUUGACGGCGGCAAGUUUGGCGACGACAAGCAGCCCAAGGUGGUCGACGGCAAGGUCGCGGUGGACACCUUCCGGGUCCAGUCCAUCGCCGAGCUCAACGGCUUCGGCUGCCCCAGGCUCAGGUCGCGAGACAAGGAGCGCAUGAACGUGCAGGAGGGCGGGCCGGAAUCGAGCACGGGCAUGUGGCUGCAUGCGGCGUACGCCAACCACACGUGCAUCCCGAACGCGACGCGGGCCUUCAUCGGCGACAUGAUGAUUGUGCGCGCGGCGCGCGACAUCCCAGCCGGGGCGGAGAUUUUCAUGGGCUACGCGAGCCUGGCCGAGCCGUUCGAGUCGAGGCGGAGCAAGUUCAAGACCAGCUACGGCUUCGAGUGCGACUGCGAGAUGUGCCGCGCCGAGGCGGCGGUCCCUCCCGCCGCCGCCGAGAAGCGCGUGCGUCUGCGCGAGGAGAUCCACGCGUUCCUGACCGCGAACCCCUUGCGCACCGACAUGGUCGACGUGCUCCCGCCGAGCCAAAAGGCCAAAGUCAAGAGGCUGCUCAAAGAGAUCCAGGAGACCUACACGGCCCCCUACUUUGACCGGCUGCCGCGGCCAUUCUGCCACGACAUUGGCCUCUGCGCGGCCAUGUGCAUCAGCUCCCAGCCCCGAAACGCCCUCCGCGCCUUCUUGAACGUCCUCCGCGACUCGGGCUACUUUGUCACGAUGCACGGCAACAGGGUGACCAUCGACCGCCGGGUGGCAAUCCAGGCCGAGGGGGCCAUCCUCGCGGCAAUGUACGCUUCUCAGUGUCUGAUGGAGAUUGGCUACGAAGCCGCGGCUUGCGAGCUGGAGGAUCUGGGUAGGGAGGUCUUCACCUCCGUUUCUGGUGUCGAGGACGGCUUUAUGGAGGAGUUUGGGUGGGUCAAUUAGGGACCUAGGUAUUUCCUAGGGCAAAUUGCCAUGUUUUCCCCAUCUUGUUUUCCCUCCUGAAGCUAGGUCAAGGCCAUGUGUUACGACCAAACAAGUUGGGCC
This is a messenger RNA of Pyricularia oryzae 70-15, 2672 nucleotides long. RefSeq names its product TPR domain-containing protein. Bases 330 to 2570 code for a protein of 746 amino acids. Gene Ontology annotation, molecular function: protein binding. NCBI's taxonomy places the organism in Eukaryota, Fungi, Ascomycota, Sordariomycetes, Magnaporthales, Pyriculariaceae. The transcript has 2 exons. The record is from RefSeq and is a predicted model, not a curated record.